This is a messenger RNA of Charadrius vociferus (killdeer), 276 nucleotides long. RefSeq names its product phorbol-12-myristate-13-acetate-induced protein 1 (gene PMAIP1). The record is from RefSeq and is a predicted model, not a curated record. The transcript has 3 exons. The coding region runs from base 1 to 276 and encodes 91 amino acids. Lineage: Eukaryota; Metazoa; Chordata; Aves; Charadriiformes; Charadriidae. Gene Ontology annotation, biological process: apoptotic process; DNA damage response; release of cytochrome c from mitochondria.
AUGUCUGACCGUGCUACUGUGGUCAUGCAGGUGGUGGCGGAGUGCGCCAUGCAGCUGCGCAGGAUCGGCGACAAGUGGGACCUGCGGCAGAAGAUCCUGAACCUCCUCACAAAACUCUUCUGCCCGGCAACCAAAUAUGCAGGGGUAACCUCUUUUAUCCCAGCACAGGCCUGCAACCUCAGUGUGGUCCUCCGACCCCAAAUGCUGCACCCUCCUGAAGCCUCUGUCACCAUGGUGGUGACCAGAGUCAAGGACCAGUCCCGACAGAGCAGCUGA